This is a messenger RNA of Tetranychus urticae (two-spotted spider mite), 772 nucleotides long. RefSeq names its product ribosomal protein L9 (gene RpL9). Gene Ontology annotation, cellular component: cytosolic large ribosomal subunit; ribosome. Gene Ontology annotation, biological process: cytoplasmic translation. NCBI's taxonomy places the organism in Eukaryota, Metazoa, Arthropoda, Arachnida, Trombidiformes, Tetranychidae. Gene Ontology annotation, molecular function: structural constituent of ribosome; rRNA binding. The record is from RefSeq and is a predicted model, not a curated record.
AAAAGGAAUAUAGCUGUCUUAGCUGUGUUUUGCGGAAUUGGUUUGUUCUUGUGUUUAUUAUAGUCAAUAAAUUGCUAUUACUUUUGUGUUAGCCUGUUUAGUUUUUUAAUUUAAUUUAACAAAAUGAAAACAAUUCACGCUCAACAAGAAGUUAUUAUUCCUCCUAAAGUGACGGCCUCAGUAAAUAAUGGAGUAGUUAAGAUCACCGGUCCAAGAGGAACCCUUAAACGUAACUUUGGUCAUGGACAUCUCCAAAUCAGUAUGCUCGGUAAUAAGAGAUUGCUUGUCCAAAAAUGGUUCGGAAACAAAAAACAACUGGCCUUGGUCCGUACCGUAUGCAGUCACGUCCAAAAUAUGAUCAAAGGAGUGACCCUUGGUUUCAGAUACAAGAUGAGAAGCGUUUACCGUCAUUUCCCCAUCAACAUAGCUAUCCAGAAUGAAGGUAAAUUGGUGGAGAUCAGAAACUUUUUAGGAGAGAAAUUCUUGCGAAGCGUUGACAUGCAGCCUGGAGUGACAUGUUACAUGUCUACAGCCCAAAAAGAUGAAAUUAUCCUCGAAGGAAAUGAUAUCGAAUUGGUGAGCAAGUCAGCUGCUAGAAUCCAACAAUCAACCACGGUUAAGGACAAGGAUAUCAGAAAAUUCUUAGACGGUGUAUAUGUUAGCGAAAAGACCACUAUUGAAACUCCUGCAUCUUAGAAGAAGCAAAGAGUUACCCUUUCCUUUGAUUUUUGUUUGAAUUGCACCAGCUAAUAAAAUUAAUUUCAAAUUAAAA